AACACUAAGGAGGGAGGUGAGAUAGUGUUGUGUAUAUAAUGUGAAAUUUUUUGAAACUGAAAAUUGUUUCCUUCACCUACUUCCUGUGUUUCAGUUUUUAAGAGUAGAACCUAUUCUGUAUCAAUGUAUCGAAACAGAAUAGUGGACAGACUGAACUUUGACCGUGUAAUUCUAGUAGAGACAGGAAUAAUUUGUACAUAUGCAGUGAAAGAUCUUGAUGUUUUGAACGUGCUAAAAAUGUUACAAAAGUUCAGCCAAGGAUAUGAAAGGGAUUUAAAGACUCUGUAGUGAAAAAUAAUGAUUUUCCAACUCAUUUUAUUAGAGUUUGGAGUGUCCAUUUCUUAUAAGAUGGAACAAAAAUUGAGUGCACAUAGUUUGUGUCCUGAACAUUUUAUUAAAGAGAACUUCAGUGAAGACUGACAGGUGCUUGUUUAACUUCUGUUUUGCAUCUCCUAUUGAUUGGAAGGCUUUCCAAUCAGUUAUGCUUUCCAGUUGGUCAACAGUUGGUGAAGGAACAAGAGAUGAGAAUUGUCUGUGCAGCAGCUGGAAUCUACUUUUUAAGGCUUUUUAAAAUUAUUUUCUUGGCAAAAUUGAUUUGUCUAAAAGAUUUUAAUUGCAGAGAAUAUAUUAAUCUGACUUUCUUAAAACUGAUCAUUUUAAUGAUAAACUUGUGGGCUUUUGGAAACCAGUCAUUUUAAGUUGUGAAUUUGCAGUUCAUUAUGAUUUUGUUUUUUAUAGACCUGAUUACUCGGAAUAUUGCAAUGUCAUCACAGGCCAAGUUUAAGAGAGCACUAAUGCUUUUUUGUGUAAACCUUACAUACCAACAAAUCUUCUUUAGGUUUGUUAAAAUAGAAAAUCUUUGCUUGUAACUGAUUGCCAAACUUGUUUACAAACUGAUUGUAAAACUCUGUAAUUCUUAAAAUAAGCUCAACACAUCUAUUCAAUAACUAGAUUCAGUGCUUAAUUCAAAAAUAACUUCCUAUCACUUUGAUGUCAAUGUGCUAAGAACAAUGGAAUAUGCCCCCACAAGUCCUGGAGCCUACACAGGUGAGAACAGCACCCGUGUGGCCCCAGUAAUUCAAAUAUGGCUUUGCAUGGUGGCCACUUACAGCUCGGCCCAGGUCCUGAUUAGCUGAAUUAACUUCACAUGCAGACGUACCCCAAACCCUUAACUUGACUGUGGUAGUGGUUUUGGUCUUGCCUACAUGGUGUAGCAAUAUGCACCAGAAAGGUGUAAAUUGUAGCGCUCUCUAACUGCCCUGUGUAGGCCCUGCUGACAUGCUCUGAAAGAUACCCAGAACACAGUGGUGUAACAUUUGAAACAGCACUACUUCAGUGCACGCUAGGAACUUUUCAGACCAUGUCAGCAUGGUCUAUGCAGGGCAGUUAGAGUGCUCUACAAUUUACACCACUCUAGUGUGCAUUGCUGCGUUGUGUACACAAGCCCUUUAACUCUAGUUGACUGUCAGGGUUAUAGAGUACAGCUCAAGGGCAUGGCUACACUUGCAAGUCAGAGUGCAUUAAAGCAUCCCCGUGCACUCUAACUCACGAUGCAUCCACACUGGCAAGGCACGUAGAACACUCUGACUCUGUGGCUGGAGCACUUCUGGUAAUCCACCUCCGUGAGAAGCAUAACACUUGGUGCGCCCUGGCUCAAGCGCCAUGGCGCCAGUGUGGAUGCCCUGGUCUGUUAAUGUGCUCUGAUCGACCUCCAGAAGUGUCCCACAAUGCCUGUUCUAGCCACUCUGGUCAUCACUUUGGACUCUACUGCCCUGCUCUCAAGUGACCAAUCAUCAGACUCAUCCUUUAAAUUCUCUGGGAAUUUUGAAAAUCCCUUUCCUGUUUGCUCAGCAAGGCGUGGAGUACUCUCAGCGCAUCCUUGCAAGUGGCGCCAGGCAAUCCCCAGUAUGGAGCAAUGGCAAGGUUCUGGACAUCAUCAGUGUUUGGAGGAAGGAAGCUCUCCAGUCCCAGCUGCAUUCCAGCCAUAGAAAUUAUGAUAACUUCGGGCAGAUAUCAAGGGACAUGAUGGAAAGGGGGCAUGAUCGGGAUGGACUGCAGUGCAGGGUUAAAGUGAAGGAGCUGCAGAAUGUCUACCGCAAAGCCUGCGAGGCAAACAGUUGCUCCAGUGCUAGCCCCGCAACCUGCCGUUUCUACAAAGAGCUGGAUGCAAUACUGGGGGUCAACUCUACGUCCACUCCAGAGACGACCAUGGACAAUUCAGAGCCAAGUUCAACAAGGCGAGAGGAGGAGGAAAGUGGGAGCGAGGGUGCUGAGGAGGAGGAAGACACCCUGGCAUCCCUAGAUGCAUGCAGCCAAGAGCUAUUCUCAAGGUGGGAGGAAGGUAGUCAGUCUCUGAGGCCAGUGCUUGGGGAAGGACAAACACCAGAGGACGUGCCCAAUGCAGCCUUGAGAUCUCAGCCAUCCAUGUUAUCACGGUCCGAAAGACUCCACAGAAUUAGGAAGAGGCUACGUAGAAGCAAAGAGAACGUGUUGCAUGAAGUAAUGCAGCAUUCCCUUCAUGAAAAUCAAAAAGCGCAGGAGUGAAGGGAGAGUGAAAGGAGGUUCCGCCAGCAGAAUGCAGAGCGCUGGCGCCAAAGUACAGAGCGGCUGAUAAGCGUUAUGGAGUGCCAAGUGAACUUGAUCCAGGCAUUUGUAGCCAUGCAGGUGGAGCACUGCUUUCUCCCCUCCCCCCCCCCCCCCCCCCCGCAGCCGUUGUCCCAAAACUCUUGUGCCCCCAGGUCACCUCCAACCCACUUUCCCCAGCAUCUGGGUUCUUAUCACCACCAGCUGCCUCCAACACCUGUAGCUUCACCACCGAGCCCUGCAAAUUACGACCUUUACCCACUGCGCUCAAUCUCCGUCACCAUGCAUUUUAGCCAGCCUGAAGUGCAGCACUCAUUGCACAGCAUUCCAGACAGGAAGGCUGAGUAUGAGAACAGGACAUAGCAAAUCUGUGAUUGAAUUGUUCCCCACCCCACCCCCUUGUCCUUUCUGUUUCCCAAGCAGUUGUGUUUCUUUUCAAUAAAUGAAUUUUCUUUUAAAUAAAUGGC
Messenger RNA from Gopherus flavomarginatus (Mexican gopher tortoise), 3050 nucleotides. RefSeq names its product zinc finger and SCAN domain-containing protein 29-like. The transcript has 2 exons. The coding region runs from base 2023 to 2544 and encodes 173 amino acids. The record is from RefSeq and is a predicted model, not a curated record. NCBI's taxonomy places the organism in Eukaryota, Metazoa, Chordata, Testudines, Testudinidae.